Molecule: messenger RNA, 1821 nt
Organism: Saccoglossus kowalevskii
Lineage: Eukaryota; Metazoa; Hemichordata; Enteropneusta; Harrimaniidae
Product: oxysterol-binding protein-related protein 3-like
Cellular component (GO): cytosol; plasma membrane; perinuclear endoplasmic reticulum
Molecular function (GO): cholesterol binding
Source: RefSeq, a predicted model, not a curated record
UUGUCAGUUGCCAAUGCAGAACAUCAAUUAAUACGACUGAGUUCAUCCAACCCUAAUUUACAAGUUAUGAAUUCAGAUGAUUCCUCAAAGAAUGGCUCGUCAGAAUCUUCACACAAACUAUUUAAAUCAACAUAUGAUAAAAGAGAACAUGAAAAUAAAGUUAGAGAAGAGUUUAUUACUGCCUCAACAGAAGUGCAUAAGAACAUGCGUAGUUUGCUACAAACUAUUGUUUCUGAGAGGUCCAGGUUAAAACAAGCAUUAGAACAAGAUAUACAACCUACAAGUCAUAAUGUUGAGAUAUAUCAGUUACAAACUCAGCUACAACGGGCUUAUGCACAGAAUACAGAUUUAAAAGAACGACUUGGUCGGAUAUUCAGAGAAGCUGAUCUGACAGCAACACCAAUGCAUCCCAUUGCUACUCAAGAGAGUACUCCAAGUCCUGCACUAGUACGUGAUGUUUCCAAUGACAGUAAGUUGUCAGUAUCAGAUAUCAGUGAAUUCUUUGAUGCAGAGGAAUAUUUUAUACUAAGUUCAUCAUCAUCUGAAGCUGCACCAUCAGAUGAGGAUAUUGAUUCUAGCUUUCUCAGUGAUGAAGAAUUUUCUGAAGAAACUGGAGAUCUGCAAUCAAUGUGUCCCAGCAGUGUUGUUGAGAAUGAUAUUCAACCAAGUUAUUCAAAGACUGGCAGAAGAAGUAAAUUACCAGUACCAAAAGCAGAUGUUGGAGAUUUUAGUAUGUGGAAUUUAUUGAAGAAAAAUAUUGGUAAAGAUUUAUCCAAAGUAUCUAUGCCAGUUACACUCAAUGAACCGAUUGGUGUGUUACAGCGUUUAUGUGAAGAACUUGAGUACAGCGAGUUGUUAGAUAAAGCAUCGCAAACUGAUGACAUUUAUAGGCGUAUGGUAUUAGUGGCAGCAUUUGCAGUGUCUGGUUAUGCAUCAUCACAACAUAGAGCCGGUCAAAAACCAUUCAAUCCAAUGUUAGGAGAAACAUAUGAAUGCAUAAGAGAUGAUAAAGGAUUUAAAUUUGUCAGUGAACAGGUAUCCCACCAUCCACCAAUUUCUGCAUGUCAUUGUGAAAGUGAUAGUUUUACUUUUUGGCAAGAUAUUAGAAUUAAAACCAAAUUUUGGGGGAAGUCAAUGGAAUUUCUACCGAUUGGUACAGUUAAUGUCAUUAUACCCAGGUAUAAUGAUCAUUACCGAUGGAAUAAAGUUACUACAUGUGUUCACAAUAUAUUGAGUGGACAACGUUGGGUUGAUCAAUUUGGUGAAAUGAUUAUACACAAUGGUCCAAUUACAUGUAAAUUAACAUUUGCAAAGGCUAGUUACUGGAGUAGUAAACGAUAUGAAGUGUAUGGCGGAGUGUAUAAUGCUGAUGGUAAAGUUGUACAUCAGUUAUUUGGUAAAUGGACUGAAGGAAUGUAUUGUGGCAUAUCCGGGUCUGCCAAAUGUAUAUGGAGACCAGGAGCAAUGCCAGAAGAUUAUGAUCUAUAUUAUGGGUUUUCCAAAUUUGCUGUAGAACUCAAUGAUUUAGAUCCAAAUCAGAAACUUGUACUGCCGCCAACAGAUUCUAGGUUCAGACCAGAUCAAAGAAUGCUAGAAGAAGGAAACAUUGAUGAUGCUGAAAAAGAGAAAUUAAGAAUUGAAAAUUCACAGCGCGAGAGAAAGAAGCAGAGAGAUGAGAAGAAGCUAUCUUAUGAACCUCUCUUUUUUAAGAAAUCACUGGAUGGUGACAAAGAAUGCUGGGUCACAAAUGGUCAUUACUGGAAACUGCGAGAAAAUCCUGGGUUUGCUAAGAUGAAAGAAAAGUUUGUAAAGCUUUGGUGA